This is a messenger RNA of Hibiscus syriacus, 711 nucleotides long. RefSeq names its product cytokinin riboside 5'-monophosphate phosphoribohydrolase LOG5-like. The record is from RefSeq and is a predicted model, not a curated record. Gene Ontology annotation, molecular function: hydrolase activity, hydrolyzing N-glycosyl compounds. The coding region runs from base 1 to 681 and encodes 226 amino acids. Lineage: Eukaryota; Viridiplantae; Streptophyta; Magnoliopsida; Malvales; Malvaceae. Gene Ontology annotation, biological process: cytokinin biosynthetic process. Gene Ontology annotation, cellular component: nucleus; cytosol. The transcript has 7 exons.
AUGGAGGAGGAGAAUAAUGAAGCAGUGACUUACAGGCCCAGCAGGUUCAAAAGAGUUUGCGUAUUCUUUGGAUGCAGCUCCGGUAAACGAGACUGCUAUCGUGAUGCUGCUCUCGACCUGGGAAAAGAACUGGUCUCCGGGAGAUUGGAUCUUGUUUAUGGAGGAGGAAGUGUCGGCUUAAUGGGUUUGGUUUCUCAGGAGGUUCACCGCCGUGGAGGACAUGUUAUAGGAAUUAUCCCCAAGACUCUGAUGAGCAAAGAGAUAACAGGGGAAACAUUCGGAGAGGUCAAACCAGUUGCGGACAUGCACCGAAGGAAAGCCGAAAUGGCUCGCCAUUCCGACUGUUUCAUCGCCUUACCGGGUGGAUAUGGAACACUGGAAGAGCUAUUAGAAGUCAUAAAAUGGGCCCAGCUUGGAAUCCACGACAAACCUGUUGGGUUGAUUAACGUGGAUGGCUACUAUAAUUAUCUGCUCAACUUCUUGGACAAAGCCGUGGAUGAUGGCUUCAUUAAGCCAUCACAACGUCGUAUCGUCGUCUCCGCUCCAACCGCAACGGAACUUGUCCGAAAACUCGAGGAAUACGUGCCGAUGCACGACGGAGUUGUUGCUAAGGCAAGGUUGGAUGGUGAAUCUGAACAGUUGGAGCUGAAUUCAUCUUUGCAAACUGAGAUUGCUUGUUGAAAUUAGACAGAAGAGGACAAAGUGUCCUCU